AUGGAAACAGAAGCUUCAAGCACUGAUCCUACUAUCCCAACUCAUACAAAAGCUUGGUUCUACUCAGAACAUGGAAAACCAUUAGAUAUUCUAAAAUUACAUCCUAAUUGGUCUAUACCACAACUCAAACAUGAUCAACUUCUCAUUAAGGUUGUUGCUGCUUCCCUUAAUCCUGUUGAUUACAAGAGGAUGCAUGCUUUGUUCAAGGACACUGACCCUCAUCUACCUAAGAUUGUACCAGGCUUUGAUGUUGCUGGUGUAGUGAUUAAAGUGGGAAGUGAAGUGGUGAAAUUUAAGGUUGGAGAUGAAGUAUAUGGUGACAUCAAUGAAGAAGGACUUUCAAACCUAAAGAGUCUUGGAACUUUGUCUGAGUAUACAAUAGCUGAAGAGAAACUAUUGGCUCAUAAGCCAAAGAAUCUAAGCUUCAUUGAAGCUGCUAGUGUUCCUUUAGCUAUGGAAACUGCUUAUGAAGGACUUGAAAGAGCUGAGUUUUCUGCUGGAAAAUCUAUUCUUGUUUUGGGAGGUGCUGGGGGAGUUGGAAGUUUUGCUAUUCAGCUUGCCAAGCAUGUUUAUGGUGCAUCUAAGAUAGCAGCAACUUCUAGCAGUGGAAAACUCCAACUUUUGAGGAAUUUAGGAGUUGAUUUGCCAAUUGAUUAUACAAAGGAGAACUUUGAAGAUCUUCCAGAAAAGUUUGAUGUGAUUUAUGAUUUAGUAGGGCAAGUUGAUAGAGCUUUGAAGGCAAUUAAGGAAGGUGGAAAAAUUGUGUCAAUAGUACCUCCUGGAUUUUCACCAGCUAUAUUUUUUGCGCUUACUUCUAAAGGAUCUAUUCUAGAGAAGUUAAGACCUUACUUUGAAAGUGGUCAAUUGAAGCCAAUUCUUGACCCUAAAACUCCAGUACCAUUUUCUGAUGUCAUUGAAGCUUUUUCCUACUUGGAAACCUCAAGAGCAGUUGGAAAAAUUGUCAUUCAUCCCAUACCCUAA
Molecule: messenger RNA, 981 nt
Organism: Vicia faba (fava bean)
Lineage: Eukaryota; Viridiplantae; Streptophyta; Magnoliopsida; Fabales; Fabaceae
Source: the annotation of a GenBank genome assembly